AUGUCUUUCAAACCCGCGGCCGCAGCAGCAGGCGUUCCUGCUCGUAGCCAAGCUUUGCAUACUUCAUCACCAACGCUCGGUUUUGAUGCAGGUCCGUUGGUGUGGAUUGAUCUUGAAAUGACAGGGCUAGACGCUCGAACGGAUGAUAUUAUGGAGAUUGCAGUAAUAAUAACGGACGGUAAUCUUACACCUGUUGAUGAUGGAAUUGAGUAUGUGGUCAAGGUCGACAGGGAGCGGCUUGACAGGAUGGAUGAGUGGUGCACCCGACAACAUGGUUCUACUGGGCUCACACAGGCAUGUUUGGCAUCGUCAAACACCCUCUCGUCCGUGGAAAGUAUGGUUCUUGAUUAUGUCCAAAAAUACAUUCCGGAGAGGAAAGUGGGUGUACUUGCAGGAAAUUCUGUGCAUGUUGAUCGGAUGUUCCUCUCGGAACGAAUGCCACGUCUACUUGAAUACCUUCAUUACCGGACUAGUAAAGAUGUUUCAAGUAUAAAGGAACUAUGCCGUCGGUGGUAUAAUGGUUCCGUCGCACCUCCAAUGGUGUCAGAAAACAAUGCUCAUAGAGCAUUGGAUGACAUCCGUGGGUCAAUCAAAGAGCUCCAAUGGUAUCGCGAACAUAUCUUUGUCAGCCCAGAGUCGUUCAAAUUUUCUGGUACUCCGCCGAGUUCUACUGAGAGCCACUGA
This is a messenger RNA of Fomitiporia mediterranea MF3/22, 684 nucleotides long. RefSeq names its product ribonuclease H-like protein. The transcript is spliced from 8 exons. NCBI's taxonomy places the organism in Eukaryota, Fungi, Basidiomycota, Agaricomycetes, Hymenochaetales, Hymenochaetaceae. Bases 1 to 684 code for a protein of 227 amino acids. The record is from RefSeq and is a predicted model, not a curated record. Gene Ontology annotation, molecular function: 3'-5'-RNA exonuclease activity; nucleic acid binding. Gene Ontology annotation, cellular component: mitochondrion.